GCAUUAGUCUUUUUGUAAAAUAUAUUCUUUGUAAUAUGAGACUUUCUAUAAUACGAAAAAUAGCUUUAAAAAUACGAGAUCAAUUAAGCCAAACAAAUUUCGUUGAUAACGAAGCCGAACGUAUAAUGAUGCAAAGCGAUGUAAAGAUUGAUUUAUCGAUUGAAUAUUUGGAAAAGCGAAUUAAACAGACGAUCCUCGCUGCACAACAGAGACGUCUUGGCACUCUUACCGCUUACAGAGAUUCCAUUGAGAGUUCUGAAUUUUUUAAGAAAACAUUCAGAAGAGCCGAAAUAAUUUUCGAAAGCUUAAAUAGUUUAUGUAAUAUGGCUGAGGAUUUGGAUUUUUAA
This is a messenger RNA of Racocetra persica, 347 nucleotides long. The record is from the annotation of a GenBank genome assembly. NCBI's taxonomy places the organism in Eukaryota, Fungi, Glomeromycota, Glomeromycetes, Diversisporales, Gigasporaceae.